Chara braunii is the source of this 1359-nucleotide messenger RNA. NCBI's taxonomy places the organism in Eukaryota, Viridiplantae, Streptophyta, Charophyceae, Charales, Characeae. The record is from the annotation of a GenBank genome assembly.
GGGAUGACAAGACCCAACGCUUCUUCGAUCAGACCCGGCGUCUCGUCGCCACCGCUCCUCUGCACAUUUCGAUGUGAUGGAGACGGGGUACGACUUCAUUCUCGACACUCCGUGGUCUCGUCGGUUCCGCAGCACCAAGGCCGAUUGGGCAACCAACACUCUCGUUCUCAAAACAAAGUGUGGACAGACGUAUCGCGUACCUUUCAUAGGUACCACUGCGACACCAUGCCUCGAUCCUCCUCCCCCGGAGCCUUCAGUUCCCACACCAUCUCCCUCUAUCACUGUUACCUCGCCUCGACAAUUCGCUCACUUCAUUCGACAGGACGACGUCACCUUCUUUAUGGUGGACGUGACGGAUCUCUUUCACUAUGAUCCACCCUGUCCCGACGCCGAGCUCAUCCCUCUGGAGCCAAAUCCUCCCUCUAUCUCCAUGGCUCCCAUCUCUACUUCCGUCCCUCCGCCGUUCGUCAAGUCCACUCCGCCGUGGCACGCUGACGCUGACGCUGAGGAACUCGCACGAUAUACGGCUGACCUGGAGCCCGCAGUUCGUGACCUCAUCCGAGAGUACCACGACGUUUUCCCAUCGUCGUUCUUGUACGUCAGCAUCCCACCGAUGCGUGACAUCGAGCACUCCAUUCAGCUUGUGCCUGACUAUUGUGUUCACCACCAGGCACCCUACAGACUCUCGAUCCCCGAGGCCACCGAACUCAAGCGUCAGCUUGAGGAGCUCCUGAGACUGGGUUUCAUUAAACCCAGCAACUCCCCGUGGGGUGCACCCGUCCUGUUUGCUCGCAAAGCGGAUGGAACUCUCCGUCUCUGCAUCGACUAUCGCGGUCUCAACCGCUACACGGUUAAGAACAGCUACCCCAUGCCUCGUUCCGAUGAGCUGUUUGAUCGCCUAGCAGGCAACCACUUCUUUACGAAGAUUGAUCUUCGUAGCGGUUACCAUCAGAUCCGCGUUGCUGCAGACGACCAGCCGAAGACCGCGUUUCGAUCGCGAUUCGGCCACUACGAGUUCACGGUGAUGCCAUUCGGCCUCACCAAUGCACCCGCCACCUUUCAGAGGGCGAUGAACGACAUCUUCAGGGACAUCCUGGAGCAGUACGUUCUCGUUUACCUCGACGAUAUCCUGGUCUACAGUCGUACCCUUGAGGAGCACCUCAGACACCUCCGCGACGUCCUUGACCGCUUGCGCAGACAUGGUUUCUACGCCAAGCUGAGCAAGUGCCGCUUUGCCCAGCACAAAGUGGAUUUUUUUAGGACACUACGUGUCUGACCAGGGUCUCCACAUGGACGACGCGAAGAUCACUUCUAUUGCGGAGUGGCCCGCCUCCACAUCCGCCAAGCAGCUUCGCAGCU